CUCCGCCCAGAGAGCGAGAAUUUCCCUGUACACACACACACACACACACACAAAGAAAAGCGCGAGACCAGGGGAGGAGACAGGGCGCGUGGAGCUGCACGAGGUUCAUAGAGCAAUACAGGAGCGCGAGAUGACUUUCUAAUCUACAGCACGAGGAGUGAGGUUUGGUGGGCCAUGAUGGAGGGACAGCACAACCAGCAGGACCCAAAUGAAAACAACACACUUUCUGUACAUGACAACCAGAUGUACUGCAGUGCACUGUCCAACUUCCGCAUUGAGAAGAAGAUCGGUCGUGGGCAGUUUAGCGAAGUUUACAGAGCCACGUAUCUACUGGAGAACCAGCAGGUGGCAUUGAAGAAAGUGCAGAUCUUUGAGAUGAUGGAUGCUAAAUCUCGUCAGGACUGCAUCAAGGAGAUUGACCUGCUGAAGCAGUUGAAUCAUCCAAAUGUAAUAAAGUAUUUGGACUCCUUUAUUGAAGACAAUGAACUGAACAUUGUGCUGGAGCUUGCUGAUGCUGGAGACCUGUCCCACAUGAUAAAGUACUUUAAGAAGAAGCGGAGGUUGAUUCCUGAAAGGACGAUAUGGAAGUACUUUGUGCAGCUAUGCAGUGCAGUUGAGCACAUGCACUCCCGCAGAGUCAUGCACCGAGAUAUCAAGCCAGCUAAUGUGUUCAUCACUGCAACUGGAGUGGUCAAAUUGGGAGAUCUGGGUUUGGGACGCUUCUUUAGCUCCAAAACCACAGUCGUACACUCAUUAGUGGGAACCCCCUACUACAUGUCUCCUGAGAGGAUCCAUGAGAAUGGCUACAACUUCAAAUCAGACAUAUGGUCUCUGGGCUGUUUGCUGUAUGAGAUGGCGGCACUGCAGAGCCCGUUCUACAGUGAUCAGAUGAACCUGCUGUCACUCUGCCAGAAGAUUGAACAGUGUGACUAUCCUCCUCUACCUCCAGAACAUUUCUCUGAGAAGCUGAGAAGUUUGGUCAGCAUGUGCAUCAACCCAGACGCAGAUGAGCGUCCGGACAUCGUCUUCGUUCUUCAGUUCUCCAAACAGAUGCAGCUGUGGACGGCCAGCACCUGAAACUCUCUUCUGAAAAUACACACACGCACAACGAAUAAAUACACUCCUGCCCUGCGCUGAAGAUGAGGAGGAAGAAAAGUGUGUGAACUGUGGACUCAUGUUUCAGACUCUGUAACUGAAGAACUGCUGUAAAACUGCACUGAUAUAAACACACACACACACAAACACACACACUUACUUUAGGAACAAGCUAAUCAAUGAUAAUGGCAAAUCCAGGUAUAUAGAGGUGGACUUGCCACCUCUGAAGGUACACUAUAUGGACAAAAGUAUUGGGACAUCUGCUCAUUUGUAGUUUCUUCUAAAAUGCAUAAUGCAUUCAUCAGAAAGAGUGUCCAAAAAAAAAACAUUUGGACAUAUAGUGUACUAAAUGCUUCUUCAGGAAACAUUUACAUUUUCACUUACUGAACGUUUAAUAUUUCUGUUCUUGUUUAGUGAGGGAUCAGUAGAAGCUGAUUCAGCAGAUCAGCUUUUUUUUUCUGUUUCUGAAACAGACCUUCGGUAUACCUACAAAAUAUCUCAAAAUAAUGCUGUAUUAUUCUUAAUAAUUACUUACAGUCUCAACAUGUAAUUAAAUUUAAGUUAUUAUUUUUUUUAAGUAUUUUAAAAACAAUAUCAUUAUUGUUGAUAAAUUCACAUUUUUAUUUCUCAAAUAAUGACUGAUUGACAAAAAAAUGUGGCUCAAUGUGGCUCAGAUCUGAUUUUUUAAGGCUGUGUAAAUGUGCCAUUUUUUUUUUUAUUUCUCUGUUACAUUGCAGUUCUUUCUUGACCUUCCUGGUUGGGAACUUUAAUAACCUACAGUAGCUGCAACAUCCCUUUACCGGAUGUGGCAUAGGGAUGCCAUAAGGAUCUGCCUACCUGCCCAACCAUAUCUCAUCUUGUAUCUAGCCUAGAGGCAGAUCAACAGGGUACUAGAGCCCCUUUUAGUGUCUUUUUAGCCCCUUUUAAACUUUCGCCAAUAAACGCAUCCUUUUGCUCUAAUAUUGUAUACAUUUACAUUCAUAUUGUUGUAUUACAAUAACUUUCUUUUGUCAGUGAGCGUAUUUUCUCAAAUGUGUGAAAUUCAGAUUUAGUUAAUCAAACCUUUGUAUUAAAAUAAUGUAAUCCAUAAAAAUAAGGACUAAAAAUAAUAACUAAAAAUAAUAUUUAAAAAAAAAAGCAGAGAACUUAUUUCGAGACACUAAAACAACUGUUUUAUUAAACUUAUUAGUUAUUUGAAGACAGAUAAUGUAAAAAAAAGUGCUGCCAUAUCAGAACUCAAAACUUUGACUAUUAUGGGUGUGAUGUUUUCUAACUGUUGAUUUCAAAUGGGGGAAAAAAAUCCAUAUUUAAAAUGUAUUUCUCAAUUUUGUCACUGUCUGCAAUGUAUGAAAAUGUAUUAAACAGAAAACAAAAAUGUUUCUGUUAAAAUUACAUGGUAAAUGUAUUUUUACACAUAAUAUGAAGCUGGUUAAGGAAUAUAUUUUUUAAUAAAUAUCUUUUAAAAUA
This is a messenger RNA of Astyanax mexicanus (Mexican tetra), 2562 nucleotides long. RefSeq names its product NIMA-related kinase 6 (gene nek6). The record is from RefSeq and is a predicted model, not a curated record. Lineage: Eukaryota; Metazoa; Chordata; Actinopteri; Characiformes; Acestrorhamphidae. Gene Ontology annotation, molecular function: protein kinase activity; ATP binding. The transcript is spliced from 10 exons. Gene Ontology annotation, biological process: protein phosphorylation. Bases 175 to 1077 code for a protein of 300 amino acids.